This is a messenger RNA of Marchantia polymorpha subsp. ruderalis, 2691 nucleotides long. Lineage: Eukaryota; Viridiplantae; Streptophyta; Marchantiopsida; Marchantiales; Marchantiaceae. The record is from the annotation of a GenBank genome assembly.
AGAGCUUGCGAGCUCGCGAGGAAGAACGAGAGGAGGCAGGGACGAAGGUGAGCUCGGCGCAAUGGCUAUGGCAGGGGCGAGCACAGCGACCAGUGUUGCCUCGGCUCACCUGUGUGGUCUUCGGUGCCCUUCGAUUUUGUCUCGACAUCAACCCCACGCCGUCGCUGCUUCUGUUGCGCUCACCCACAUCUCAACUUUUAUCACGUCGUCGUCCUCGGCUCCCAAGUUUUCGCCGCUGAAUUGCUCUGCCUCUUCUUCGCGCGUUCUGUCCCGUCAUUGUGGAGGAGCGCAAUUCAAGAGUGGGGAGCUCGCUGGUAAAUUUUCAUGGAGGAGUUUCGGUGUGACGGAUGGGACUGGUGUGAAGUUUGCUGGAUUCGGAGCUGGAAACGCAGGGUUUGGAAGCAGGGUUUUGUGGGGACAGAAAUUCUCCGUCAAUGCGACGUUAGCUGAGACGGAAAUCAGCAAAGAGCAGAAGAAUUCUUCCGGAGAUGGGGACAAGAGUCAGUUUGCCCUGUCUGUGCCUGCGUUUCAGAAAAGAUUGCGAAUUGCCGAUAUUAAAGGAGGUCCAGAUGAAGGUUUAGGACGUGUAGGAGAGAAGAUGGUCGUCCGCGGUUGGGUUCGCACCUGUCGCGUGCAGAAGACAUUCUCAUUUAUAGAGGUGAAUGACGGCUCCACCCUCUCCAAUCUUCAAGCAGUCGUGCAAAGUGACGUCGAGGGGUAUGACACGAUAGAAUCUGGCCUGGUAACAACAGGAGCAUCAGUGGCCCUUGAAGGAGAACUCAUCGAAAGUCAGGGCUCGAAACAGAAAGUGGAGCUGAAAGCCACGAAAGUGACACUGAUUGGUGGGAGUGAUGCAACCACUUUCCCUGUCCAAAAGAAGAAGUUGACUCGUGAGUAUCUAAGGACGAUAGCGCAUAUGCGGCCUCGAACGAACACUUUUGGUGCCGUUGCCAGAGUCAGAAAUGCCUUGGCGUAUGCAACCCAUCAAUUUUUUCAGGAGAAGGGCUUCGUAUGGGUAGCCAGUCCGAUCAUCACAGCAUCUGACUGCGAAGGCGCAGGGGAACAAUUUUGUGUGACAACUCUGAUUCCCAACUCUCACCUGGAUCCAAAGACCAAAGUGUCUGACAUCCCUGCCACCAAGGACGGUGUGCUGGAUUGGUCACAGGACUUUUUUGGAAAACCUGCCUUUCUGACUGUCUCAGGACAAUUGAAUGCUGAAAUAUACGCAACGUCAUUAUGCGACGUAUAUACAUUCGGGCCGACGUUCAGAGCUGAAAAUUCUAAUACUAGUAGACAUCUUGCUGAGUUCUGGAUGAUCGAACCAGAGCUUGCUUUUUCGGAUUUAAAGGACGACAUGGCUUGCGCCACUGCUUUCCUGAAAUAUGUCGUCAAACAUAUUCUUGAAAACUGCAAAGAGGACAUGGAUUUCUUUGACAAAUGGGUAGAGAAAGGAAUCAUAGCUAGGCUUCAGGCUGUCGCGGAGAAGGAUUUUAUUCACAUAACGUAUACAGAUGCUGUUGACCUUUUAACCAAAACUAAGAAGAAAUUCGAAUUCCCUGUCAAGUGGGGAUGUGACCUGCAAAGCGAGCACGAACGCUACUUAACGGAGGAAGCUUUCAAAGGGAGCCCUGUAAUUGUGACUGACUAUCCUAAGGACAUAAAAGCAUUCUACAUGAGGGAGAACGAGGAUGGGAAAACUGUGGCUGCCAUGGAUGUCCUUGUCCCACGGGUGGGUGAGCUCAUUGGCGGAAGCCAGCGUGAAGAAAGACUAGAUAAAUUAGAAGCACGCAUUGAGGAGUUAGGGUUGAGCAAGGAGAGCUAUUGGUGGUAUCUCGAUCUUCGACGUUAUGGAACAGUUCCUCACGCAGGUUUCGGACUUGGAUUCGAGAGGCUUGUACAGUUCGCGACUGGUAUCGAGAACAUUAGGGACGUGAUUCCAUUCCCUAGGACUCCUGGAUCGGCUGAAUUUUAGCUUAGUUAUAAUUUAGGUUUCCGAAGUUGUGUUUAUAAUUCUUUUUCUAUUGCGAAAUCAUCAUCAUUUCGUCGCUGCUCUGGCCAUUGGUCGAAAUUUCUUGAUUUUCGAGUAUCAUUGUUCGAUUUUCUGCUGUACCCAGUCGUGCAAGAUACAGUUGUGUUUCGUCGAGUUACACCCGACCCGAAGGGCAGGGAUGCAAUUAUGCCGCUGUAUGCUGGGUUGACCGAUACAUAGUCCAUUAAAGUAACGACCAAGCGGAACCAACCAAUGAAUUUAUGUUUCUUACGGGUCCAUGGCAAACCACGUUUUAAACGGGAACACAUGUGGAGCAAUGUUUCAUCCUGAACUGGGAACUCUGGUGGCUGGCAAUCUGGAGUAACGAUGAUAGUAACCAGUCUGAAUUGAUGAAGUAUCGGUUCACUGUUCAGGAAGGGCACCAGUGGUUGGACUCUUACUGUCGGUGUCGCGAGUCUUCUUGUGUUUUAUGGGUUCCGCUUAACGCAAAGAGUCGGAAACCAGGGAUUGAAGGUCGGAUCGGAAGAAGAAAGUUGUGAGAAGGUAUGAAGGGAAACACUUAUAUUUCUUUCAUGUCACGUGAAGGGUUGACGAUACUGGGCACCACUAGAAGCGGCGAGAGUCAGGUAGGAAUAUAGACUAGAAGUACGACAUCUUAACGGGGUAAUCCUAAACUUGGUUAAAUUAUUGUAAAUCGUACG